AUGCUUACCUAUGGAGAUCUGUUCAAUGUGACAAUAGUCGACUUGAGAUCAAUAUCUAUCGACAUAGAUCUUGUAAAGUUUCUUUACACGCAGAAGCUAGAGACUUUAGUGAUUGGAAAGCUCGAUGGCUCGUGCUCAGACAAGUUUACAAGCGGAGCUGGUGUAACGUUAACUUGGAAUAUCGUCGGUCUUCUGGAACAUAUAAUCAAGAAUAAUAAAAACACACGCCGAAGCCUACACUAUCUGGAUGUAUCCGGAUGCGCAACUUUUUUCCAGAAUGGAUGGAUUCCUAAGCUUAGAGUGUUGCUUCCCGCUCUCCGCACUAUCUGUCUAGAAUCUCGAAAGUUUGCGGCAAACGAGUUUCCCAAGUUCUGCAAAAGCUUCCCAAACAUCCGUUUUUUGGAUGUCAGCAGCACCAACGUCAGAAGCUUGGAUGGGAUCUCGAAGUUGCGGAAUCUUCAAGUGUUGUGUCUAAGAAACUUGAAUUUUGAUAGAUAUAGGGAUAUGAUGGAUCUGUUUGGAUUGAGAAAGUUGAAUGUUCUGGAUGUUUCCAGGGAUUGGCCAGACAACUACCGACAAACUAUCAGAUACUUCCUUGCUUGCGAGAAGGUGCUUCCCGAGUUGAAAUUUUUGGAUUGUUCGUCAGCCUACCUGGACGAAGAUCUCUACAAAGAACUUGCACAAUCCCAUCCCCAUCUUCGAAAGAUUUCUCUCCUCGGCUGCGCUCAAAACUUGCCAGUCAUCCCGAGACUUAAAGUCCUAGGCACCCAAAACUUCGACUCCAGCAUCGAGACUUUAUCUCAUUACCUAAACUUGAAAAGGGAGUAUCCUGUGCAAAUAUGUCUCGGCGAGAUCUUUCUGCAGUUGAGGAAGCUGAACGAGAAGAAUCUAGACUAUGAUGUUGCAAAAUGUGUGGAGUUAUUGGUCGAAGUCACAGUGGCAUUCUCACCGACCGUACCGGGUCGGAUGGCUUGUUCAAAUGCAAUUGAUUGUUUGGUGGAAUUGUAACAAGCGCCUGCACGCACACGAGACCUUCCAAAUAUUCGACGCCUUUGCGAAGUAUAUUGUGGAAUGUUCAACAUCCCCAGGCUUCGGGCUACUUGAAACCGUGUAUAACGACAUUGAGCGGCAUCGUCCUGAUAUAUGGAAUGACUUCGCUAAUAUGCUGUUGCCUAUACUGCAACCGUUCGAUCCCGUUGUGUUAAAUGGUAUGGAGCAUCUCAAUCACAAUGUGUGGAACGGCAUCGAGCGCCUGGUGCACAUGGAUCACGAGUGGAGUCACGAGAAACUUGCCAAGAUUGCUUUGGUAUGUGCCCAACCUUAUCAGACUGCACCCGAUGCUCGUGCGAUGCGGAUUCUCGAGCAAUGCAUCACAGAGCAAACCAUUAAUUUUGUGCUCACUGGCGUGGAAAAGUGGUACAGCGCCAAGCGUCUAGUGAACAUCCUGAGUGUCGCCGUCGGAAAACAAGACUUAUCAUUAUGCCUGAGGAUUCUAGAAGCAUUAGACAAAAACACCUUGAUCACUGAAGACAGGAAGCAUAAUUUCAAUGCGGUGGGUUGGAAUCUUUUAACAACCUUGAUUCAGUGGAUAGAGAUUUUUGAUUUGGAGCAAUGGCACAUUGGGAUUCUGCGGGUUAUCAAGAAUUUGGUCUUGCUGUCAAAAGGCGAUUGGAGGAAUAAUUGGUUCUUAUCUAACGAGUUUCGAGCUUUUCAAAAACUCCUCAACAAAUGGGAUUCCAACCGUGCUUACCUCGCAGCCACCAUUCUGGCUCUAAUUUUGCAGUCUAAACAGAAACCAGAGGAAUGUGAUUUUUGGAAACCUGCCAACGAGGCAAUUGUCAAAAAGUUACCAGACCUCCUAGCAGCUCAUAUAACUGAAGAAACCGAAGUCUACUUCACAAAUGACACCGUUCCAAGUGUUCUAAGAAGAACUCACGGAGAUGGGAUCAUCCUCUGGGCUCUGCUUACCACAAAGAUCUUUGCUCAACAAGAUGUGAAAAACUCCGAGAAAAUCCAAAAAUCAAACUAUUACCGUCGUGUUUAUGCUACUGCCAAACUCGUGUUGUCAAAAAUGCGUCGAAAAAUAUCAUGUUUUUGA
Messenger RNA from Caenorhabditis elegans, 2098 nucleotides. NCBI's taxonomy places the organism in Eukaryota, Metazoa, Nematoda, Chromadorea, Rhabditida, Rhabditidae. The record is from the annotation of a RefSeq genome assembly.